Messenger RNA from Pyricularia grisea, 756 nucleotides. RefSeq lists its product as uncharacterized. Gene Ontology annotation, molecular function: carbohydrate:proton symporter activity. Gene Ontology annotation, cellular component: membrane. The record is from RefSeq and is a predicted model, not a curated record. Lineage: Eukaryota; Fungi; Ascomycota; Sordariomycetes; Magnaporthales; Pyriculariaceae. The transcript has 2 exons. Bases 1 to 756 code for a protein of 251 amino acids. Gene Ontology annotation, biological process: transmembrane transport; carbohydrate transport.
AUGUCAGCUACGCGUGAAGUCGAAAAUGAUGAGGCGCAACGGCAGCAAAAAGAUGUCGAAAGCCAUGGACAGGCACCCGUCAGCGUUCUCCCCGAUGACAAGGUCACGCUGCAGGACUUUUGGGACAACAGAAGAGUCUUGAGCUUCUCGAACGUUAUCGGCAACGUGCUGGCAUUGUAUGCUUUCCUCAAACACUUCGGACACACGGUCAACGGCAUGUGUAUGAUCUCUGCGAGCGACCAGCAGAUCCUCAAUGCCGCCUCCACCAUAGGCAUCUUCACCUCCGCCUUUGCUACGGGCAUCCUGUCCGACGCCUUUGGCCGCAAGAGGGUGUUAGCGAUGGCGACCCUGAUCUGCACCGCCGGCAUCUUGACGCAGUACUUUGCCGAGACCAUCCCGAUCCUCUUCGGCGGCAAAGUCGUGGGAACUUUUGGGUUCGGGCUGGGCCACUCUUUAGGCCCCGUCUACAUGGCCGAGCUGGCCCCCGUCAGGCUCCGCGGCGUGUGCCUGGCUCUCGUCAAUACCAUGAUCGUCAUCGGCCAGUGGCUGAGCUCGGUCGCAGUGUACGCGGCAUCGGCGACCUACGCAGACGAAGCGCUGCAGAUGAUCCCCGUCAUCCUGCUCGUCGGUUCACUGACCGUCCUGCCCGAGUCGCCGUCGUGGCCUAUUCUUCACGACAGACCGGGGGAGGCCGCUGCGGCGUUUCACAAGUUCAACGGGUCCUAUAGGUUGGAUGUUGAUAAUGUCAUGGCCUAA